CUUUACAAGCAGGCGACAUCCGUUUCGCGGAAGUUGACGUUUCUAACGCCAGGCUAAAUAUUCCUUUACAUUUCCCGUUAUUUAUGGUUCCAAUAAAACAUCGUUUGACAAGCAAGGCUUUCAAAGCAGUCACAAGCAAGAAUGCUGGACAUGUGGCCUGAGACAUCUGAAUUCCUGGAUUGAUGGCAGCUUUUGCUGUAUUGCGUUAUGCCAGCAGCAGUCCUCUGCUCUGGGGUUGGGGACCCAUUCUGUUUGCUCUCCUGGGCUCUGUUUUUGUUCUAUUGUUGCCUUUAGCAGGCAUAGAAGAGCAAUGCUGUGCCACAUUGAAGGGUCUUGCCCUUUUCCGCUGCCAGCUGUGGGGGGGUGUUCAGCGGCCCACAGUGCACACCACCAGCUUGACGGUCCCAUUCACAGCGCUGGACCUCCUGCCACAAAGAGUCAAGCCUAGUAAAGAGAUGAAAUUGGAGGCAAAGGCGUCUCUUCAGCAGGCUCUGGAGAUGAAGAAACAGGGGAAGAGGGAGAAAGCUCAUAAGCUACUCAUCCACGCACUCAACUUGAACCCAGAAUUUGUGGAGGCACUCACUGAGCUGGGAACUAUUCUGGAGGAGGAAAAGGACGUUGUUCAAGCAGACCACCUCUACACCAAAGCCCUUGCCAUCUCGCCUUGUAACGAGAAGGCUCUGGUGAGUAGAGACCGCACGUUGCCCUUAGUAGAGGAAAUAGACCGACGACACUUCGGGAUUAUAGAUGGAAAGGUGCGCCGUCUCAUGUCUAUACCCAAAGGCAACUCCGCUUUGCGUCGAGUAAUGGAGGAGACCUACUACCAUCAUAUUUACCAUACAGUAGCCAUCGAAGGCAACACACUCACUCUGUCUGAAAUUCGGCAUAUUAUUGAGACUAGAUAUGCCGUACCAGGUAAGAGUCUUCAAGAACAGAAUGAGGCUAUUGGCGUCGAUGUAGCGAUGAAGUACAUCAACACCACUCUGCUGUCCCGUGCUCGGGCAAUCACUGUCAAUGACAUCUUAGAAAUACAUCUGCGCGUUCUAGGCUACGCCGAUCCCGUUGAAGCCGGACGAUUCCGAACUAGCCAGGUUUUUGUGGGACAUCAUAUCCCACCACACCCACAGGACCUGGACAGACAUAUGCAGGAGCUGGCGCAGUGGUUGAACUCAGAGGAGGCACUGCAUCUUCACCCUGUAGAGUUUGCAGCUUUGGCACACUAUAAACUGGUUUACGUGCAUCCAUUUGUAGAUGGCAACGGACGGACUUCCCGUUUGCUGAUGAAUUUAAUACUAAUGCAAGCUAGUUAUCCACCAAUCACCAUUCGGAAAGAACAGAGGGCAGAAUAUUAUGCUGCUCUAGAUACAGCUAAUGAGGGGGAUGUUAGGCCCUUUAUUAGAUUUAUUGCAAAAUGCACAGAAAUUACGCUUGAUACUCUGUUAAUAGCCACAACGGAGCAUGCAGUUGGGCUCCCUGAUGCUAGUAAUCAUGCCUAUCGUGACUGUAAACAGACCAUACCUGUGCAUAGCUGAGAGAUGGCAUGUUAAUGGAAGGGAACAAGCUCGCACACACAAACAUUUAGUUCAGUUGUCAUAUGGACCACGCAGCCACCAUAAUGAAUCACUAUUCAACCCUACACUGCUAUCAUCUGCGUGACUCAGACAAAUGGGGAUGCGUUUCAAUGUGUUUUCUGUGAUGUCAUAUGUGUCCACAUUUGUUAGAUUCUGUGUUUGUAUUGAGUUUGAUAUGUUCAUGUUACUCCCUCAAAUGUAUUGUGUUGUGCAUUUGAAAUUAAAUUCAAUUACAAAAAUUCAUACUAUAUGAGUACUUGGUGUGAACAAACCUGGAGCUGUGAAUGAUAAGGAUGAAACAAUGAAUUAACAGUAUUUAGGACAGAUUCUGAGAUCAUGCCUCAUUUACAGCCUGCUUGCUUGUUUCUUUUGAUAGUUUGCUUCUUUAUUUGUUGUAAUAUAGAAUACAUAAUUUGUAGAAUGUCUACUUUGGAAAAAAAUGACCUAAAAUCAGGCCAUGCCAACCAUGCAUGUUAUUUAUAUUUUGUGUAAUUAAGUACAUCUUUUAAUUUCUCUAGUGGCAAGCUUUGCUAAAGGCAGAUAUCUCUAAAACGCAUAAAUCAGGCUUGGAUUAACUUCCUAUUAAAGUAUGAUUGGGAAAAGUACUAACAAGUACUUAUGAAGUUCUUGAAGAUUGGUUUUUAGGAAAUAAAUAUAUUCCCAUUUUAAUUUCCAUUUUAUUCAGUUUGGCACUUAGCCAUUGCAUAGAAAAUUUUCUCAAGAUUUUUAUUUUUUAAUAAGGGAUAUAAUUUGUGAUCUAAAAAGACUUCGGUAACAAGUUAAUUAUCUAGAAAUGAUUAAACAUUUCUCUUUUGGAAGCUGUUUUAUUGAUUACUGGUUGUAUUCAAUAUCUUAAAAUAGCCUUAAGGUUAUUUUUUAUUUUUUUUAAAUGUCUGUUAUUGUACAUUUUUGUGUGCCUCAUCUUUUGGCCACUAAGUACAUCAAGAAGCACUUUAGUUUUGAUUUAUUUAAACAUUGCUUUAUUUUACUACCAUACAAAGCAAUUUUAUUAUUGUGUAUGUAAUGUAUGUAAUAAAUUAU
Xyrauchen texanus (razorback sucker) is the source of this 2612-nucleotide messenger RNA. RefSeq names its product protein adenylyltransferase FICD. Bases 183 to 1532 code for a protein of 449 amino acids. The transcript has 3 exons. The record is from RefSeq and is a predicted model, not a curated record. Lineage: Eukaryota; Metazoa; Chordata; Actinopteri; Cypriniformes; Catostomidae. Gene Ontology annotation, molecular function: protein binding.